CUCACCUGCCUCGCGACUGAACCUGGCACAUACAGUCGCUCGUGCGUGGAAACAGGCGCCGACUUUUCCAACGGCCGUGUUUUUUUUUUUCUUUUUGAGCUGGAAAAAAGCGAUUUUGAUCGGAUUAAUUUGACUUUUUACCCGCUUUUAAAGGUCAGAAGUGUUUGUGAACGCUCCCUGAGGAUGGCGGAGGAAGUUGAGCGAUAAAGAGGCAGAGGGAAAUUAACCUUUAUCGUGUGUGUGAGCUGACUAACGUUAAAACGGGGAGACUAGCAAAAGAGACGUUAAAAACUAAGAGUAUGGAUCAGCGCUCAUCACAGGAGAUUAUGAAGUGGGUUUAGAUCCCUUAUCAGCAAUCACUGGGACCUUAAAGGAUCUAUGCAACCUCAGAGAACCAUUUUCAUCAUCAACAUAAUCAUAAUCUAUUUUGAUUAUAUCUAUUUUAGAACUUGAUGAGAUUAAAUGUCUGGAAAUUGCCAGAUUUUUUAGUUUAAAUUGAUGUAAUCUGACACACAGAUUGUGAUAGAUUUGGAAAAGAUAAGGAAUAUUGUAGUGCUUUGUUUAUCAUGUAGACAAGCUGACGGAGAGACAAAGUGACAAGUCGAUAGACAGCGAGUUCCCUCACACUCAGGCAGGUCACCAUGCCAGACGAGUCACAAGGUUUUCAGGUCAAGGGGGGGGUGGGAGGAGAGGCGUCACAGGUGCCGGACAUCGUGGUCGAUUCUAGCCACGGGGAGGGCAUCACCAGAGGCAAUAUCCUGGAGCUCGACGAAUUCAGUCAAACAACAGAUGGCAUAAAACAAUCCGCACAAAGCAGCGACAUUAACAUUUUGCAAGGAGGUGACAGCACAAAAAACAGGGGUGACGUCAGUUUAGGUCCAACUGACGGGAACGAGACCGGACUCAGUGAAUCCCAGGUUUGUGUGGAGGUGGGAGUGGUGAAAACUGCACAGGCCCCUGAGCCUCUCAAGGCCAAUUCUUUGUUGAGGGGAACAGACAACAGUGGCUCAUCACAAACGAAUGGAAGCAGUGACUCUGACUACAGCAGCACAAAAUCCAGCCCUGGUUACACUAGCACUAGUUUCAGCACCGACCUUUGUGAUGGAGAGUUAUCUGAGCUCGACCCAAGCUCGUUUGAAAAGACAAACAAUAUCUCUUCGGUCAAUUUCUCAGAGCCCAGUUUAGACGCUCCUGAAUCUAGCAAAACCACCAAAACUAGUCCGGAUGAAAACGGAGACAAUUCCGAAACAGACCGGAUGGAUAAACUGAAAGCAGAAAACUUGCUCAGCGACAGUUCGCCCGUAUUCACAGAUGUUUCAUCCAGCGACGCCCAGCCGAGGGACAGCAUCGACAUCAGAUGGGACGACGAGGAUGAGGAGGACGACAGGCGAAGCACCUGGUCCAGGCGGAGCGUGAAGGACGGGGUGUGCUGCUGCUAUCAGGCAAUCCACAGGGCUUUUCUGCAGUGUGUGGAGGAGACUCCGGCCAUGCUGUCUGGACUGGUGCUGUCUUUGGCCUUCUGUGUGGCCAUCAUCGUUCUCAUUCCUACCACAGGAAGGAACAUCAGCGUCCAUGUUGGCGCUCUGGCAGUGGUGUGCAUCGUCCUCUGCCUGAGCGCCGUCCUGCUCGUCUGUCUGCCCUGGCUGGCCACGGUGAGGCGCUGCGGAGGAGCCCUGGCCCUCUUCGUCUGGGGGACGCUGUACAUCACCGCCAUAGUUUUCAUCUUCACCGGAGGACCCGUCACUACAUGGGAACAGGUAGCGUUCUUCCUCUUCCUCUCUCUAAGUGUCUACACGGUGCUGCCUCUGUCUCUGGCCUGGGCUCUCAUGGUUGGGAUUGGGACCAGCCUUUCACACAUCAUCAUCAUCAGCGUCUACGUCCCUGUUACGAGCCCAGAGACCCCGGACCUGGCUGUGCAGCUGGUGGCGAACGCGGUCCUCUUCGUGUGCGUGAACUGCGUCGGGAUUUUCCACCUGUGGACGACGGAGCACGAUCUCAGGCUAUCCAAUCAGAAGAGAGAGGAGUUCAGCGCCAUCCGUUCCCAGAAGGAAAUAAGGAAAUAUCAGCAGGAGCAGCUCCUCUUGUCGGUGUUGCCACGCUACAUCGCCAUGGAGCUGAAAACGGAGGUGAUAAAGAGGCUGUCCAAGCCGAAGGGCGAUAAGGAGAAUGAAUCCAACUUCCACAACUUCCACAGCCUCUACAUACGGCAGCACAAAGACGUCAGCAUCCUGUAUGCGGACAUCGUGGGCUUCACAAAGCUGGCGAGUACCUGCUCUCCAGAGGAGCUGGUCGCUGUGCUCAACAAGCUCUUUGGCAGAUUCGACGACAUAGCCAAGAAGAAUGGAUGUCUUCGCAUUAAGAUCCUGGGUGACUGCUACUAUUGUGUAUCUGGUCUGCCUGACCCCAUUCCCACCCACGCUAGGAACUGUGUUCAGAUGGGGCUGGACAUGUGCACUGCCAUCAGUAAACUGCGUGAGGCAACAGGUGUGGAGAUCAGCAUGCGGGUUGGCGUUCACACAGGCAACGUGCUCUCUGGUGUGAUCGGCUUGCAGAAGUGGCAGUACGACGUGUGGUCACAUGAUGUGACGUUAGCCAACCACAUGGAGUCUGGAGGUCUUCCUGGACGAGUCCACAUCACAGAGGAGACUCUGCAGCAUUUGAACGGAGCGUACCAAGUGGAGGAAGGGGACGGGGGGAGUCGGGAUGCUCUUCUCAAGGGAAGAAAAACCUACCUGGUGAUUGACCCCCACAAGCCAGACAGUGUCUCAAGGAGGCCUAAACUGGCAAACAGUCUUGCCUCAGGCGAGACCAGGCAGCGGGCGUCAGUCCGGAUGUCUCAGUACCUGCAGUCCUGGCAGACCAUUCACCCCUUCGCUGACCUGAGCAACCCCAAAGCCAAACCCACCAAGAAGACGAUCAUCCCCAUCAGUGCUGUCACGAACCAGUCACAGCUUACUCUGGAAAGACCACCAUGUCAGAACAACACCUCCUGUUUGGUUGUGGAUAAUAGUGUGCGGGGAUCCCUGGACACAAUAGAAACUGCAGGGAGAAGAGCAAAGAAGCUCAACUGUUUGACUCUGCUGUUUAAUGACCUCAGCCUGGAGAAACAGUUCCGCCUCUCAGAGGUGACAGGUUUACACCAGUCAAUGAGCUGCUUAGCUUUGAUCUUCGUUACUCUUUUCGCCGUCCAGAUGCUUGUCUCUGAAAAGAACUUUGAGAUGGCGGUGUCCUACGGUGCGACCUUCCCUGUGCUCGUGCUGCUUCUGUCCAUCACUUUCACCGGAUACUUGGAGAAGUGGCGCUCCAAGAUGCCUGUGGGUGUCCAGUGGAUAUCAGGACUGUCCCGCGGCAUCGCCACCAGGGCGGCACUGCGACUGUUCGUGGUCACGCUCUGCGUGCUCGUCACCCUGCUCAUGGCAAUCCUCAACUUUUUCUUCCUGCCAGGAAACAACUGCACCGCUAUUGCGAACACGACAGAGCUGGAGGGUUUCAAACUCUACACUGUGCCCUACUACCUGUACUGCUGCCUGCUGGCCAUGCUGGGAGUGAUCGUGUUCGUCAGGACGUGCAUGUCGGUGAAAGCGCUGCUGCUCACCUUGGCCGUGGUGGUUUACCUGGCGCUCUUCCUCCAUGUUUACGCCCCACGCUCCUACUGCCUCAUCGACCUGCUUUACAACGAUACAAACCCAGGAGUGCUGAAGGACCCUCAAAUCAUGUCCGGGGUUUGGCUCGUCAUCUUUUAUAUCGUGUGUCUCAUACUGGCCAGACAGGAUGAGCUUAGUUGUCGUGUAGACUUCCUGUUGGACCGAUGUUUCCAGAUGGAGCGAGAGGAGAUGGAGACCAUGGAGAACGUCAACAAGCUCCUCCUGCAGAACGUCCUGCCGCUCCACGUCGCCUGCUUCUUCAUGGGGAAAACUGUUCGGAACCAGGACCUGUACAGCCAGUCAUAUGACUGCGUGUGUGUGAUGUUCGCCUCGGUGCCUCAGUUCAAAGAGUUUUACAGCGAGAGCAGCGCCAACAGGGACGGCCUGGAGUGUCUGCGCUUCCUCAACGAGAUCAUAGCAGACUUUGACGAGCUCCUCUCCAAGCCCAAAUUCUCAUCAGUGGAGAAAAUCAAAACAAUCGGCAGUACGUACAUGGCUGCUGCAGGCCUGACUCCUCCAGGGGAUGAAAGAAAGAAAUGUGACAUGUCCCUCAGUCAUGUGCGCGCCAUGGUGGAGUUUGCCAUCGCUCUGAUGGGCAAACUGGAGCUGAUCAACACACACUCUUUCAACAGCUUCAAACUCAGGAUCGGAAUAAACCAGGGUCCAGUGAUCGCUGGGGUGAUUGGAGCUCACAAACCUCAGUAUGAUAUCUGGGGGAACUCUGUGAACGUGGCCAGCAGGAUGGACAGCACAGGAGUGUUGGACAAGAUCCAGGUGACGGAGGAGACGGCCCAGGUGGUCCAGAGCGUAGGAUACAGCGUCACCCUCAGGGGAGUAGUCAACGUCAAGGGCAAAGGGGAGCUCACCACCUAUUUUAUUAACACGGACCAAUCGUCUCCUCAGUUCUGACCUCCACAGUCAAACACUGAUAAACUUAUCACUCAGAUCUGAGUCCAAACAUUAGCUGCAAAUGCUAAUAACUGGGUUUUUUAAUGGGUCCUGGUCCCCCACAGAGGUGAACAACACAAUCAGUAGCAGUGACUUGAAAACACGACUGUGUGUUCACCCAUGUCUGUAACCACGUGCAAGCACCUGCACUGACUUGUUGCUGGAGAUGUAGCGACGCAGGUCACCACCUGUUCAGCGUUUACAUCUACCAAGGAGCUGCCUUUGUCUUCCGGAUGAGACACUAAAUAAAAUCCUCCUGACCGGUUCAAUGAAGACUACAGUUGGCAACUGAAAGCAAGAGAGCUUUCUACUCAUGGACCCUUCAGUGGCCGGCCAUGUUGCUUACUGUAUCUGCAUCCGUACUGUAUCUGGAUUAUGUGGGUUGAGUCCACAUCAUACACUUUUUACUGUUUUAUUUUGAAAGCAUGUAACAUGAGUGAUGCUUUUUUGGCACAUAACAUGGCUGAAUCACACACAAUGUUAAUGAAUAUUAUUCUUUUAUUGGAAAAAAUAAGGUAUCAAUCUUAGAUGUACCAAAGAUUACUGUUGUUUUAUGAAGUAGCUGACAUAGGCAUCACAUAAGCAGAAAUAACUGCUGUUUACAGAAGUUCUUAUAUUAUUUACAAUUACUUUCACUCCAUUCUGUUUUCACUAACUUGCAAAAAAGCAUGUAGGUUUUAGCUCAGAUUUUAGUCAGAAUUAGAGUAUGUUGGUACAAAAUAUUCAGUGUCUUUAAAUGUAGGAAAAACAUGGGGCAGACAUUUUGUGUACCUGAAAUGGUUCUGUGACACUGACUGGUCUUUUCCGCUAGUUCCCAACCUCCAAGGGGUCAUGAGACAAUUCACAGCAUGGGAAAGAAAUUUGUUUAAAGACUUCAAGCUGUGCUUUUAUUGUGAAAUUCUGGAUAGUUUUUCCUACUAAACCCAGUGAAAAUGAUUCAAAUGACCCAAUAUGGGAGGGGAAAUUCACUCAGAGUAUAAUGUUUUCAAACCAAGCAACAUGUCUAAGUAGAGGUAGCUUUGGGAAGGGUUGGGAACCACUGGUCAGUUGUUUACUGCAACCAUGUAGAUUUAAAGUAUGAUUUCCUUAUCCACUACUGCCCAAAACUGACUUUAGUGAUGUUGUAACACUUCUACAUCGAGGCGUAAUGAUGUGUUGCGCCAUGAAGCGUCAGAUAAUGCACAUUUGACAAUGCACUUUUUAAUUUGUUGUAUUUUCAAAGGGAGUUCUGUAUCACAAACUGAUAUUGCACACACAAUAUGUCUCCUUUCUUUUUAAAUAUUAUAUAUAUGAGGGAUGAUGUGAAGCAUGAAUGCACAGAGUUGUUCAGAGAAAGGGAAAUAUUUUUCUAUUUUAUUUUUAUUUAUAAACUAAUAAAAAUAAAAUAAAACCA
Lates calcarifer (barramundi perch) is the source of this 5985-nucleotide messenger RNA. RefSeq names its product adenylate cyclase type 4-like. Gene Ontology annotation, biological process: adenylate cyclase-inhibiting G protein-coupled receptor signaling pathway; intracellular signal transduction; cAMP biosynthetic process. The record is from RefSeq and is a predicted model, not a curated record. NCBI's taxonomy places the organism in Eukaryota, Metazoa, Chordata, Actinopteri, Centropomidae. Gene Ontology annotation, molecular function: adenylate cyclase activity. Gene Ontology annotation, cellular component: plasma membrane.